This is a messenger RNA of Parnassius apollo (apollo), 363 nucleotides long. Lineage: Eukaryota; Metazoa; Arthropoda; Insecta; Lepidoptera; Papilionidae. The record is from the annotation of a GenBank genome assembly.
AUGUCGCCGAACUCGAACGGCUACAUCGUGGAGCAACACGCAAACGUGGAUGCCGCCGUGAAUACCCCAGUUGUGGUUGAUUCAAACGAUGAUGGAACAGAACGCCCAGGAACUGGAAUUAGAGCAUAUGAGGAGUACAUUGGAAGAGGCGAUUGUGGAAACGCGCAGUACUCCUCUCGAAAAUUGACCGUGACUUCCCUGCAUAGCCCUAAGCAAGCGGAAUCGGGCUGUCGUGAGGGCUCUGAACCCAAUGCUGGUGACCUAUUUGGAAGCCAGCCGGGACAUUUGCGAGAUGUACUCAAUUCUUUUUGGCGCCGCGCUGGAAGUCUGCCGUAUCAUAGGUGCCAAUGUUUCCACGGCUGA